Molecule: messenger RNA, 286 nt
Organism: Bursaphelenchus okinawaensis
Lineage: Eukaryota; Metazoa; Nematoda; Chromadorea; Rhabditida; Aphelenchoididae
Source: the annotation of a GenBank genome assembly
AUGACGCAGUACAAUUUGGCCGUGCUAUUUGGAGCUGAACAGAUGGUAAUAUUAAUUAGAUACUACUUUGACAUUACUUAAAACAUCGUAAAUACGUUGAUAAUCGAACUCAUUACAGGUCGAACUUCUAACCCCGAAACUUAACGAAAUGCGGCCGGGAUCUCAUCUUAUCUUAUGCAGAUUCCCUUUGGCCGAAGAACAAUUGGAUAAGAAUUGGAAGAUUCUGGAUUCAGAAGGUGAAGGAAUUGACGCUGCAUGGUUGUACAGAAGGAACACGACUAUGUAG